AUCAUCACCAGAUCGGCCGGCCACUCUUUGUAGUCGUCAACGACGGAAACCGGCAGCACUAUGAUCUGGAGUGCCAUAGCUGAGAAAACCAGGCUGCAGCUUCGCAAUCUAACCGCAAAACAACCUGCAUCGGAAAACAAGCCCGAGUUUGACGAAUCGAACCAAUCAAUAUAUGAAGCAAAUUAGAGAAAGCCCCCAAGUCGCGAGUGGAACCACGGCAGAGCUUCAACGACCUGAUCCAGACAACAACCAUCAGCUAGGCGCUAUCAUCCAUUCCAUUCAGUCCAAACUGCCGGCUCACUGUCGGCUUAGACAAACGAGAUGGCUCGGCUACGCAAAGAAUCCUUUAGCGAUGACGACCUCGAGAUUUUGAGCUCGCAGGCAGCUAGCAUGUCACUUGGCCCCGCCUCCCAAGCGACGCCUUUGAGGCCAACCAGCAAACCAAACAAGUCAGUUGUUGACCUGACGGAUAGCCCUAUUCCGGUCAUCAGGACGCCGGGAGCCGCUACGCCGACGCCCAGCUUCGGCCACCCAACACAAUUGGCCCCGCGGUUUGGCCAGCGAGCAAACGACCCUAACCACAUGUUUAUCCAGCGCAAGACCCGUCCAGAGUUUCACAGCGACAUGUAUAGGAGUUCAGGUCCCCUGAAACCCAAGACCGAGUCGAGGAAAGCGCCAGCCCUGCCCAUGUUCAGUUCCAUCAGCGGUGACGCUCAGCCAGCCUACCAGUACACCCAGCCCCCGGCAUCGUCGUAUGGGGAUAAGGUUUUCUACACGGAUCCUGCCAAGGCUUCGGCCGAUUUGAAAGCCCUCCUCGAGGGCAGUAUGGAGGAUGAGGAAGACAACGAGGAACCCAGAGUUGGAGGAGACAAGCUAAAGAAGGGGACAAUCGAGGACGGCACGCUGGAGGGCAUCAAAGUGAAGCUCCUGCCUCACCAAGUGGAAGGUGUGAAGUGGAUGCGCGGGAGAGAAGUUGGGCCGCACAAGAAAGGGAAAGUCACCAAAGGAGGCAUCCUGGCCGAUGACAUGGGCCUUGGAAAGACGCUGCAGAGUAUCUCCCUGAUCGUCAGCAAUCCGAUGCCUAGUCCGGAAGACGAGGGGUGGAAGCCGCACUUCGACCACGUCAAGAAAGCGACACUGGUGGUCGCACCACUGGCUCUCAUCCGGCAGUGGGAAGCUGAGAUCAAGGAGAAGGUGGAUAAGAGCCACGAGCUCCGAGUCUGCGUCCACCACGGCCCUCAGCGGACAAAAGACCCCAAAGUACUGGCCAAAUAUGACGUGGUCAUCACUACCUACCAGAUCUUGGUAUCUGAGCACGGGAACAGCGAUCCAGAUCCGUCAAGGGCGCCUCAGGCGGGCUGUUUCGGCAUCCACUGGUUCCGCGUCAUUUUGGACGAGGCACACAGCAUCAAGAACCGCAACGCCAAAGCCACCAAGGCUUGCUGCGCUCUUCGUUCCGAGUAUCGUUGGUGUCUGACCGGUACGCCAAUGCAGAACCACCUCGACGAGCUUCAGUCACUCGUCCACUUCCUCCGAAUACCCCCCUACGACGACCUAGCCGAAUGGCGGGCAAAUAUCGACGGUCCAAUGAAGAGUGGCAAGGGUCACAUUGCCAUCCGGCGCCUACACACUCUCCUCCGGUGCUUCAUGAAGCGGCGGACCAAGGACAUCCUCAAAGAAGAGGGCGCCCUGGUAGCAGGCGGCAAGAAGGCGCUCGAUGCUGCCACCGCCAAGGCCAAGGAAGAAGGCCGGGAGGAAGCUGACGUGCCGAAGCCGGCAUUCCGGGUCACGCAGCGCAAGGUGGUCACGGUCGAGACGCAGUUCUCCGAGGCCGAGCGCGAGUUCUACGACAAGCUGGAGGAGCGCGCCGACAAGAGCCUCGAGAAGAUGAUGAAGGGCAAGUCGGUCAACUACGCCAACGCCCUGGUGCUGCUGCUGCGUCUGCGCCAGGCGUGUAACCACCCGCGCCUUUCCGAGACCAAGAUCGACAAGGACAGCGAGGCGUUGGUCGCGGAGACUGUGGCCCAGCCGAAGAAGGCAAGCGCCGCGGAUGAUAUCGAUGACCUGGCCGAUGCCUUUGGGGGGAUGGGCAUCCAGGCGAAGCAGUGCGACAUGUGCCUGAACGACCUGAGCAAGCAAGAGGUUGCCGAUGGGCUCAUGCGCUGCACCGAGUGUGUCCAGAGCGUGCAAAAGGUGACCAGCGAGAGCCCUCGGAAGAAGCCAAAGAGGAAGAAGAAAGUUAGUGUCGUAGAGGAGGAGAUCAAGAUCGAGAAGACGACCAAGCGGAAUCCCAGAAACCGCAAGAUCAUCACUGACAGCGAUGAUGAGGAAGAAGUGAACGGAAGCUGGUUGGUGCCUGAGGACCAACGUGGCUCGCUGCAUCUUGGCAAGGCCGGGGGUGAGGAAGACGAGAAUGCGGAGGGCGGCGGAGAGGAUAUCGCGUCUGAGGAUUCUGAUUGCCCUUCCGAAGACGACGGGGAUGAGAGCCAACUCGACAGUUUCAUCGUCAAGGACGACGGCGCAUCACAAGGGGAACAACCAGAAUCCGGUUCCGACUCUGGCUCGGACGACGCCACGUUUGUGUCUGUAUCUAAGCUCCACUCACAGGUCGUCUCCGAGCCGAGAGUCGACAGCGGAGCCGACUCUCCCGGCGAAGCAGACGAAGGCAUCUCCGAGUCCGAGCUCCUCUCCGAUUCCACCUCAGACGACGACUUACCAAUCCGACGCCGCCGCCAAGGUGUCACCAAGCCCAGACCGUCCAACACCAUCAUGACCUCGGCCAAAAUCCGCGAACUCCUCUCCAUCCUCCGCAAAGAAACCCCGUCCCACAAAUUCAUCGUCUUCUCCCAAUUCACCUCGAUGCUCGACCUGAUCGAGCCCUUCCUGCGCUCCCAACCGGGCCUCAAAGCAGUCCGCUACGACGGCAAGAUGGCCAACGACGCGCGCGAGGCCGCCCUCCACGCCCUGCGCACGGACCCGCACACGCGCAUCCUGCUCUGCUCCCUCAAGUGCGGCUCUCUGGGCCUCAACCUGACUGCCGCCACGCGCGUCGUCAUCGUCGAGCCCUUCUGGAACCCCUUUGUCGAGGAGCAGGCGAUUGACCGGGUGCACCGGCUGACGCAGACGGUGGAUGUGGUGGUGUACAAGCUGACGGUGGCGGAUACGGUGGAGGCGAGGAUCUUGGAGCUGCAGGAGAAAAAGAGGAAGUUGGCUGAGGCAACGAUUGAGGGGGGAAUGAGGACUGGCGGGAAGGGUAAGAAGGGGCAGCUUGGGUUGGGAUUGCAGGAGAUUUUGGAGUUGUUCAAGCAUGACGCGAGGAGGUCACUUGGUGGAUCCGCGGAUGGUGAUGGUGAGGAUGACGGUGGGGAUCUGAAUGCGGAUGUGGUGGUCAGGGAUGUUAGGGCUAUGAUUGGGAGGGGGAGGAAGGGGGCUGGGAGGAGAGGGCGGGAGCAUGAGGUUUAUGGACGGCGGUGGUAA
This is a messenger RNA of Parathielavia appendiculata, 3477 nucleotides long. RefSeq lists its product as uncharacterized. The transcript has 2 exons. Gene Ontology annotation, cellular component: nucleus. Gene Ontology annotation, biological process: DNA repair. NCBI's taxonomy places the organism in Eukaryota, Fungi, Ascomycota, Sordariomycetes, Sordariales, Chaetomiaceae. Bases 322 to 3477 code for a protein of 1051 amino acids. Gene Ontology annotation, molecular function: ATP binding; ATP-dependent chromatin remodeler activity. The record is from RefSeq and is a predicted model, not a curated record.